AUGGAGUCACGACCAGAUGUCGUGGCUGCGCGUAACCCCGGACCCAACUCCGGGGCAGACCCCGAGGAAAAGGAGGACGUCACCACAUUUUACCUCGCUGAACCACCGGCACCACCCCGGACCAGAUCCCCUUUGGCCCGGUCGCAUCUUCGCUCACGAUCACUGGCUGGAAUCCCGGGCAUGCCGUCUAUGACGCGCGCCUAUUCUUCUCCCGGGCUGGACUCCCAGGGUCGAUAUAUCUUCGUCAAUGGCCGCGGAUCACCGGUCGACGCAAAACGAUACGGUCCCCUGCAGAUGCGCUCUGACGAUCACAUCGAAUCUCGCAUGGGUUCUCUGAACAUCUCAGAAACUAUCUCAGAGACCGCCGAGCUCGAAACGGUGCCCAAGUCGCCCUCUCAAUCAGGGUCCCCCGUCCUGAUGGCGCAGAGUUUUCCCCGCAUCGGUCGCCUGCGGCCGACUACACCCCUUUCUUUCCAGCCCCCCGCCAGCCCCUCCUUGCAUUCCUCCCCCGUGCUUGGCUCUAGAUACAACGAAUCCUACCCCGGCCACUCGGGCUCCUCCGUUUCCUCCAUGUCGAUUCCGUCGACCCCAACCAGCCUACGAUCUCGCAGCCCUAGUAUCUCCUCCCUGGAAACAAUCCCCGAUAUUCCUGAUGCCGAGAAUGAAGCACUUGAAGAGGAACGAAUCGCCGAGCUGAAAGCUGCCGCUGAUGCUGCCGACGCGGCAAGCAAUGCCAAUCGACGACGCGGGGCCUCCGAUGCGCCCAAUUCAUUUAGCACAAUGCGUGGAGGAAUGGGAUACGCUGCUCGGAGCGAUAAGCGCAAACGAUGGAGUGUCUGUGGUGCCGAACGACGUCAAGACCUCGACCUAGAGACUAUCUGGGAAGACUGA
This is a messenger RNA of Penicillium bovifimosum, 891 nucleotides long. RefSeq lists its product as uncharacterized. The coding region runs from base 1 to 891 and encodes 296 amino acids. The transcript has a single exon. The record is from RefSeq and is a predicted model, not a curated record. Lineage: Eukaryota; Fungi; Ascomycota; Eurotiomycetes; Eurotiales; Aspergillaceae.